Messenger RNA from Acanthopagrus latus (yellowfin seabream), 2584 nucleotides. It is a transcript of the gene tprg1l, whose product is annotated as tumor protein p63 regulated 1-like. The transcript is spliced from 6 exons. NCBI's taxonomy places the organism in Eukaryota, Metazoa, Chordata, Actinopteri, Spariformes, Sparidae. Gene Ontology annotation, cellular component: cytoplasm. The coding region runs from base 179 to 1027 and encodes 282 amino acids. The record is from RefSeq and is a predicted model, not a curated record.
AAAUGAAAGGGGGGGGGGUGAAGUAAGAAGGGCACGAGCCUACUUCCUCGCGGCUCUCAGAAUCAAAACACUAUUCGUGCGCAAUGGGUGAGUCUGCAUCCCCGAAAGGACAUUUUCUCGUCUAGCACUUGGCGCACAUCGUCGGGAGGCUCCGCGGUCAGCGUUAUUCCGUCGCACCAUGCUACAGCUGAACGACACGGUGGAGCCGGAGAGCCCGGGCGCUGCCAUCCUCCACCCCGCGGAGACCGAGGAGGGGGUCGAGGUUGCCUUCACGCCGCCCGAGGCCGGACGAGGAGGCUUCGGGCACGGAGCCGCGGUGGCCUGCUGCCCCCCGCUGCAAACGCUGACGCCCUUUCAUGUGCACAACCCCACGAUCCAGGCGAAGGUGAAGGACUACUUCGUGUUCAGGCCAGGUACCAUCGAGCAGGCGGUGAGCGACAUCAGGACCGUGGCACUCCCUUCCGAGGAUGGAGAGGUGCUCAGUGUGUGGCUGCUGGCCGAAGUUGAUCACUGGAACAAUGAGAGGGAGAGACUUGUGCUCAUAACUGAUCGGUCGCUGCUGGUCUGCAAGUACGACUUCAUCAACCUGUUGUGUCAGCAGGUCGUCAGGAUUUCUCUCAACGCUGUGGACACCAUCUCAGUGGGAGAGUUUGAGUUCCCGCCCAAGUCCCUAAACAAGAGAGAGGGCUACGGGAUACGUGUCCAGUGGGACAAACGUCCUCGGGCUUCAUUCUUGAACCGCUGGAACCCCUGGUCCACAGACAUGCCCUACGCCACCUUCACAGAGCACCCCAUGGCCCACGCUGAUGAGAAGGUGGCCUCCCUCUGCCAGAUGGAUAACUUCAGGACCCAGCUGGUGCAGGCAGUAAAGAAAGCCCACAAGGAGCACCCAAUCCCCGGUCGAGCCAACGGCGUCCUGAUCCUGGAGAGACCCCUGCUCAUCGAGACCUAUCUGGGCAUCAUGUCCUUCAUCAACAACGAGGCCAAGCUCGGCUACUCGAUGACCCGUGGCAAGAUCGGCUUCUAAGGCCCACAGCUUCUCUCUUGAUUACAAAAGAGUUCAACCCAUGUGUCUGUGUUAAAACUGCGCUGUCUGAGGGAAGCUGUCGCUCCACUACAGUGCAAUGCGCAACCAGUCUGUGUGUGUAAGUUGAGCCCAUGAGAUGUCCACACCUCCCGAGGUUGGUGUUGCAGACAAGUGGUCAGCCUACUGGAGGUAAAUGGCGCGCAGCACUGCAUGGACUGUCUACUCAUUUGUUUCUCUUCAAAAAAAAAAAAAAAAAAAAAGCUGCUCGCAGAUCCACCAUACCAACAUGGGCCCUCAGGAGUGUACGCCCAGGUGACAAAGAGUCGGAGAGGAAGGACACAGCAUUACCAUCAAUUAAUCGCCUCUGUACAUACUGUAGAUGGAGCUUCUUGUAGUCUGAUAUUCCCCAUGUAACCACUGAAACUGGUGGGAUGUCUAGAGUCUGGUAGAGGAGCGCAAACGCCAGGGUCGUCUCUUCAGGGUUAAAGAUGUGCUUUGAGCUUUUACUUUUCUGCAGAAAAACAGGCCACACAGAGAUGGGUAAUGAAACAUGCAGUGAAUCAUCCAAGAAUAUGUUAAAUAUUUGCUAAAUUUAACAAGGUCUGAAAUAAAAGGACUGCAUUAUGCAGAUCACAAGGCCGUACAGUAGCUUCUUGGUAUGGAAUAGCAGCUGACCGAUUGAGUUUAACGGUCACAAUGUCACAUGAUUAUUGUAAUAAAUGUGACUAACCGGGAAGAAUGUUCAACAAUUUGCGCUGCUUUACUGAAAAGCCCUGGGCUCAGCUGUUGCUUGUGGAAAAUAAGAGCUAGAAAACAGACGUCGAAGUUGAAAUACGUUACAUGUUGUGACCCUCCUCUCUUACUGGCCAAUGUCGUGCUCUCCAUGCUUACAUCAGCCUGAUAUAUGUCAUUGCUCAGAGUAGGGAACUGCAAUAGCUACGAUCUCUAAAACGUUCUUGUACGUUACAGAUGUUUUAUGCAACAUAAACUUGUGAACCAUGUCUUUAUGUUUGUAAGUCGCCUUAAAAGAUCCUGCAGCUUGCAUUUAUGUUAGGCACCCCUUUGCACUAUUAAUAAUAUCUGGGUUACAAUAUGAAAAACAUGCAGACAGCGCUUUGCAUUAGUUCAUUAUUAACAUACUGUAUAUUUCUUGUGACCAGGAAUUAGCUGAUUAUUUUUUAAAUCAUUGUGCUACCAAAGGUUAACCGGCCAUAUUUUCACGCUCAACGAUGCCGAUGAAUAAUUGUCUUAAAAUGCCUUUUUCCUGGUCGUAACUUCUGCCUGUUCCCUGCACGUUGAGUUUGCAUGACUGAUGUUUUUAAAGGACGAUCCUAAAUGGAUUUGUAAAUACUAAAUAAUAGGUUUUAUUUAUUUGUUGUUAUUUUGCAGAUAACUCAUGAAGGGUUCUAGAUAAUGAAUAUUUCAGUGCACAGUCUGAAGCAUUUUAUGUAGGGAUUUUGUUUGUCACAAAUAAUGUGAAGGCUUCCUUUUUUGUUCUAGAUAUCUGUAGCACAGUAGCCACAACAAAGAUUAAUAAAUGCCUACAUGUUCUCAUCA